AUGGCAUCACCCGGCAGCCGAGCAGCCACUGCGAUCGUUAAGGGCUCGGGCCACCGCGAUGCUGACGAGGAGGCGCUUGCGGCAGCACUGGAGGAGUCACUUGUACCCGACUUUAUGGCUGAGAUUCUGCACUCUGAAGACAAAAGACGCCGUCAAUUUGGACGCAAAAACCAAUGCGGUCACGUGCCGCUUCGAACGGCGACGAACGGCCGAGAACUGGAGCAGCAACAACGAAGAGAAGCAGAAAAUGGACAAGAAGGUGAAGACGACGACAGUGAUGAUGAUAUUAAAGGCGUAAAAGGGCCGUUUUCUCACGAUUCUGGAGCAGUCGUAUCGGCAAAAGAAAGUCUGCUGGACAAGGAGGAGGAAAUAGAAGAGGAUCCCAAUGAGCACCACACGAUGCUGAACCUCGCUGACAUUCUGCUCAUCGACAUUCUCAAGUGGUUGGAUGAAGAUUCCGUUGGCAUCUGCUCGUGUACGUGCAAGCGGCUGCUAAACGUAGCUCGGUCGGAGAUUCUCUUUGAAGUAUUUUGUCGACGUAUUUAUCCCGUGCAGAACCCUAGAGCUGCUGUGGCGGUUGCACGCAACAAGUUUGGGCUGCGUCGUUUUCCGACGUGGUUUGAUAUGUUUCACGAUAGACCGCGGGUGCGUUAUAAUGGAUUUUAUUGGCUCAAGGUGUCGUACUACAAAAAGCCGGAGUUGAGCAUGUGGACGGACAUUGUGCCAGGCACGAUCUUGAAGUGUGUAUACUACCGCUACUUCUCGUUCCAGCGAGACGGCACGGUGUUGUAUGGUAUGCUGUUCAAAGCUCCACACGAUGCCGAAGCGCAUAUUCGUAACCAACGCAAGGGCGUGUACAGCGGAAGAUUCUACGUCGACAAAAAUGAGCUAAUGGUGACAGUGCCCACAAACUGCAACGAAGUGAAUUUUCGACUAACGAUCACGCAACGAGAGCGUGGCAGAAACGUGAAGCUGGUGCUACAGGAACAUUUUGCUAGCUCGGAGCCCGACGGCAGCGGUCGAAUCAGCUACUACGACACCGCGGAAGAAGAGUUCUACUACUAUCGGUUGUGGAAUCUGUGA
Peronospora matthiolae is the source of this 1083-nucleotide messenger RNA. Lineage: Eukaryota; Oomycota; Peronosporomycetes; Peronosporales; Peronosporaceae. The record is from the annotation of a GenBank genome assembly.